This is a messenger RNA of Prunus mume (Japanese apricot), 750 nucleotides long. NCBI's taxonomy places the organism in Eukaryota, Viridiplantae, Streptophyta, Magnoliopsida, Rosales, Rosaceae. The record is from RefSeq and is a predicted model, not a curated record.
AUGGAUCUCAUUGGCAAGAUUUAUCCAACCAGUAGCAAACAACACUGUUUCACCAUUGUAGCUACGGACUAUUUCACCAAAUGGGUGGAGGCCAAACCUGUUAAAUCUACUACAUCUCAAGAAAUCAUCACCUUCAUAGAUGAACAGAUUAUACAAUGGUUUGGCAUUCCAGAAUCAAUCACAACUGAUAGGGGAUCUUCUUUCAUAUCUGGAGAAAUGCUAAAUAUGGCAGAAGCAUUCAAAUUUAAGCUACUCCAAUCCACACUUCGUACUAUGCUAAAGCUAAUAGACAGGCAGAAUCAACAGUCCAACUCUCAGAAUUGCUCAUCAACACAGUUGAUUGGAGAAGAUUACUCUCAAGCCAUGCUGCUCGAACUAGAAGGAUUGGAUGGAAGUAGACUAUAUACCCUCAACAAACUCUUUGCAGGAAAACAGGCUGUAUCAAGGGCCUACAAUAAGAGAGUUAAAAACGAGAGUUUUGAAGAAGGGGAGAUAGUCUGGAAAGUAGUUCUGCCCCUUAGAACACAUAUAGCUGGUUAUGGAAAGUGGUCACCUACAUGGGAAGGACCUUUCAUAAUUAAGCAAAUCCUUAGACUAGGGGCAUACAGAUUACAGGAUCGAGAUGGAGAUGUUCAUGCUGCACCAAUCAAUGGCAAAUGGUUGAAGAAAUUCUAUUCAACUAUGUGGGAUUCACAAGCUAUGCAAACAAACCCUGGAAUAAAGAGGCAGCAAAAUGAAGCUGUUGUUUAA